Messenger RNA from Pocillopora meandrina, 5807 nucleotides. Lineage: Eukaryota; Metazoa; Cnidaria; Anthozoa; Scleractinia; Pocilloporidae. The record is from the annotation of a GenBank genome assembly.
AUGUUGCCUAUUACAGAUUAUCAAAGUAAGAACCCCUUUUUCACUUCAACACUUCACAUGAAAUCUGUGUCUUUGAUAUUUUUCUGUUUGAAAAUUGAUUUUUAGAAAUCGGCAUUGGUGUGACAGGCUUUGGAGCAUUUUUUCUCUUUUUGGGAGUUUUGUUCUUUUUCGACAAAGGUCUCUUAGCUAUUGGAAAUGUAAGUAUCUAACACCUUCCUGCUUAAAUUUUUAAAGCAUCAGCGAAAAUUGGAGAGCGUUUAGAUCUCUUGCAAUGUAUUUCUACCGGUGCUAAGCAUGUUCAUAAUCAAAUAUAUUGGGCUCUUGUCAUUUGAGAUAUUACACACAAACGUCUGUGGAUACUGUUCAGCAGUUCAGAAUGUCAUCAUAAUUGAUCAUUUUCAAUUAGAUGAGAACUAAUUGCCAGGUGCUUAUUGAUUGAUAACGAAUCCAUUGAUGUGAAACCAUAGAUACGAUGUAACUAUUCUCCCCACAUUAAAAAGCUAGGCCAGACAAAUUUCUCUGCAGCUCAUAAGUAUUUACACUUUUAACCCUUUGCGUCCUAACAUCAGUAUCUUUAUUCUCCAUACUGUUCUCUAUACAUUUCCUUAGGUGCUCCAAGGAGAAUUUGUUUAACAGUCAAGAGCUUCCUCAGAUCAUGAUCAUUUCUUUUUUUCUCCUGACCUUAAUGUGUGAUUCAGGGGUGAUAUUGUGAGGAGAAAUUAGAUGCUAGUCGCUCAUAGGGGUCAGAGGAUGAAGAUAAGAGUUUACUCAGUAAUGGUGUUUCAGUUGGAUUUUUUUUUUGUCUUAUCUGUUACAGAUACUAUUCAUUUCUGGAUUAGCACUGGUAAUUGGAUUAGAAAGAACUUUUAGAUUUUUCUUUCAAAAACACAAGCUCAAGGGAAGUUCUUGUUUUCUUGGUGGAGUUUUAGUUGUUCUCAUUGGUUGGCCUCUUAUAGGGAUGAUCAUAGAAAUUUAUGGAUUUGUACUUUUGUUUAGGUAAGUUGUAGUUCAAUUAUGCAAGAAUAUGUACUUAUUGACUGGGUAUUAGGGUAAAUCAGGAAAAUAUUUGGCUCAAGGUCAUGAUGUACAGACUGAGCCCAGGUUCGCAUGUCAUGACCUCAAGCCAAGUAUUUUCCCAUUCAGCCAGACCAAACUCAGUCAAUAAGCAUAAUAUUUCACUGUAUGGCCUGUCGAAUUCAAAGGUUUGUUUGAAUUGAAGUCUCUGUCCUCUAUUUGAGCCCAGAAAUAUCACAAAUAUCUCAGUAACCUCAUUUCAUCACGUAAACUUUGGUGUUAUACAAGGAUUUCCAGCCCUGAGAAAAGCCAUAACAACGCAUGAAAAAAUAUCAUAUUUUUUCAUGUAUGCAUGAUAUCACCAAUCAGCUGCUAACAUGUCACUCGCCUUUUGCACCACUUGGUCAGGUUGAUGAAUGAAUGGUGAAGCCUUCACCAUUCUCAAUCCAAGGUUGUUUGUGGGAAUUUUUUCAGAUUACUGUCAUUUCCAGCCAAUAACCUGCUGGUAAUCUGUUAAUUUUUCCACAAACAGUUGUUGAUGCGGGUUAUAGGAAGGUGCAGGUAAUACAAUAAUUUUUCAAGUUUCCAGUGUAGUUAAAAACGAUAAACAGGAAAAAAACAGGUGAUAAAAUCCACUACAGAUUCUCUUCGAAAAACUUGUGCAACAACUUGUUUAUUUCACGCAGAUUGCUCAUUAUAAUAAGAGACUUUAUUGCCCUCAAUGAAAGCCAAUGCAAAUCGAAAAACAUACAAAACUCGAUAACAUAGCUUUUAUCUUGUUCAUACUCUUACUUUCUUGCUUUGUCAAUUUCAUAGCUUGUUUCUUUGUUUAGUUCAAAAAAACUAAAUUCAAAUUCUCACUUACAUGGGAAGUGAACUUGAAAAUAAAAUAAUUCAACAACCAUGAAAAGACUGGCUUCAGGCCAAUUCACACAGAAAGUGAAGCCGAUAUGUUCAUUUUGUGGUGCUGCAUAAUUGAUUAGUGUAACAGAAUAUUCGAUGCAUCAGAGAAAUUUUCUUAGCUAGCACUGCCUUGAAGUAAAGAGUAUUUUCCUGUGUCAAGCGAUUUCUCCAACUCAGUAGAUUUCGUGAUAUCGAUUUUUUUUUUUAGAACAGAUUUUUACAAUUGGUAUCAUUCUCAAUAAAACAGCGAAGACAAAAAGUGUGAAAAUUUAUUAAGCGCAUGCUGAAGAAUAUCAUGUCAACAAAAACAAUGAGGAACUUUGUGUGAAUCGGUGAUUUUCUUUUGUUUUUAGGUGCAGGUUAUCUGUUGAAAUUUUUUCUAGUUAUUGCAAAAAUUGACCAAUGUAGGUAAUCUGCCACGCAGGUAAAUGGACAGAAAUCAUGGUAUAACCACUAAAACACUGAAAAAAUCCAUAUCGCUCACUAACAGUGAUGUUCAAACUUUCCUUGAAGGGGAAGAAAACCAAAAUACAUAUGGAAAAAACCAAAAGUUAUGCAUCAAGUGGCUUUGGUAAUGGCAUUUCUCCCAGCCUAGAACAAAAAUCAACAACUGGAAGAUUUGCUGUAGGCCAAUUUUAGCCAUGUACCUGAAAGAUUUCUCCUGUCAGUGACUAAGAAUUUUGUACUUUGAAAAUUACACGCACUGUUUGUUUUUGUAGUGUUUCAACUAAUUUUUUCAUCUUGAACUGUAUCACCAACACACUUUACCAUUUUUAUUCAGGGAUUGUCAAUCCUUUUAUUUUUAUUCAUUGAUAAAGUUGACUUUUCUUGUCAGUGAAGGGCUAUUGUGUUUAUAUGAUAAACAAAAUAAUACCUGGUUGCUUGUAGAUAUUAAAUUUCUCUUCUCUUGUUCAACUCAACAUCUUUCUCGUGAACUAUCAAGUUAAACACUUAAAGAGAAAUUCCAUAUCCACGUGUGCCCAUGUAUUAUUCUCUAUUUAUCAGUUCAUACCUUACAGCGCUGGCCCCUCACUUGGUUAGUAAGAGGUAUCUAUAGCAUGUAUUACACAGGUUUAAUUCUCAUGGUUUCUCCAGGUCAGUAUUAAAUCUUCUUAAGGGGAAAGGAUUCUCCUACAGAGGGUCCCUGUGGGGAGGAAUGCUGCGCCACACUCAUUUCUUGAAAAGAGGUUUUUUAAUUAACGUGCAGCUUGCUGUGUACACAUAUCUGAAUUUGUCAGUUGAAAAAGUGUGGUGGAGGCACACAUUUUUUUGUUUAAUUAGUACUGAAGUAAUUACUGUUGUCAUUUUCAGUGGCUUCUUUCCAGUUGUUAUAAACUUUUUAAGAAGAGUACCUGUCAUUGGGAAUAUACUCAACCUCCCAGGAAUUAGCAUGGUUUGUAGGCUUUACAUUUUUCAUAAAUUUACUGUGCAAGCUUAACCCUUUAACUCCCAGAUCAAAUUUGUACUUCUCCUAAAUGUCAACCAUAAAAUUCUUAUAUUGUUAGUUCAGAGAAGUUAAUAUUAGAUCCACUCAUUAUCCCCAAAUUGAUAUUUUUCUUUAUUCUCAUCACUUACCUGGUUGACAUUGUAUUGAAAUUGUAAGGAGAAAUUCUGUCUUGGUCACUCAGGGGAGUUAAAGGGUGAAAGGUAGUAUGGCUUUUUAUUAGCCAAGUUCCUUUUUUGCAAUUUUAAACCUUUAACUCCCAUGAGUGACCAAGGCAGAAAUUCUCCUUACAAUACCAAUACAAUAUCAAGCAAGCAAAUGAUAUUAAUAUCAUGAAAAUAUUGAUAAGGAGAUUAUCAGUUGAUCCAAUAGAAAAUUUUCCAAACUAACAUAAGAAUUACAUGGUAGCAUGGCAGAUGGUAAGGCGAAUUACUGAUGAGAUCAUGGGAAUGAAGAGUUAAAGUGACAGUAGGAAAAAAGCUGCCUGAAAAAUUAUAAUUUUUAAACUAUUUGUGCUAACAUUUGCAUUGUUUUGUUUUGGAAAGAAGUAGUUAAAUUAGACCAUUUGUGUGGUCAAUGAGAGCAAAGCAUGUCAUUAAUUAAUUCCACUGAUAUAAUAGAUAGAAUCCUUAAAAACUGGUUUUUUUUUUAGUUGCUUUUCAAAUCCAUGGGUGAUUAAUGUUCAAAGCUUAACCUUUUAACUCUCAGAUCGAAUUUGUCAUUCCUCUUACUGUUAACCAUAUAGUUCUCAUAAUGUUAGUUCAGAGAAUUUAGUAUUGGAUCAACUUAUUAUUCCCAAAUUGAUAUUUUUCUAUAUUCUCAUCACUUGUCUGGUUGAUAUUGUAUUGAUAUUGUAGGGAGAAAUUUUGUCUUGGUCACUCAUGGGAGUUAAAGGAUUAAAGAAAAGAGAGCUGUGAAAUUUUGAACCCUGUUCCAAUCAUCCAUCAUUGACAUAUGACUCUCUGAAAGAAGAACUUUUGCAAACUAAACUGCUGUCUUAGUUUGGCAAAAUGAUAGAAAAUUUUGUGGAGAUAUGCAUUUAAAAAAGAGCUGAAUUUAAAGAUAAUCUUUUGAAUAAAAAUGUUCCAUUUUCCUCUCUUUCUUACCUGGCUUCAAAUUGAUUAAGGAAAAUUCUUUACUCUCAGGCCAGGUACAAUUAGACAGUUUUUGAUUUUGCAGCUUUUCAUAUGUUUCACCCGCCCGUUGCAGGCAUUCUGUUAGUAUAGGGAGUGAAAUAGUAACUGGUGGGAUAGAAGCAGAUGGGUUGGAAAAAGUAACAGGUUUGGGUGACCCAACUCAAACCUCUUUCCUUUAUGCAAGCCUCCUGCUUUUUUCACUCCAUCCUCUGGUAUCAUGCCAUCUACUAUUUUGCUCUGUUUUACCAAAUGAAUGCCUGGAACAGGCUAAUGUUUCACCUGCUCUGGACAGUAGUCACAUAUUUUUGACUCCAACGAAAAAAAUAGUACAUGAAGUAAACAAACACUUCAGAAUUUAGUUAGAUAUAAAUAUACAGUAAUUGAAUGAAAUCACCACCAGAACAAAUUAUACCUAACAUUCUGUAAUGUGAUGUUUUUAUAUUUAAAUUUUCAGAUAGUGGGUAAAUUAGCAGGAGAUGGAAGCAACUCAAUGGUGUAAAUCACCGAGAUCUCAAUAUAUCCAGGCCAUUUUCUGGCAGAACUGCACUGGAAGAAAGCCAUCUACUAUCAGAAGCGCUAUAUUAGGGAAAAUGAGUUUUGGACUUCAUAGCAACUUAAUUUGCUAAGUUCCCCAUCAGUUCUGUUUUGUGGCUCUUCUUCAUUUUGUAUCAUGGAAGGAAACAACUUUUUCCUGCAAAAUAGACCAUAAUAAAUAUUCCUGCAUAUAUGGUACUUACCAUAUGGUUUGCUAUGACUCAGUCGAACUGUAACUUGCAUCGUGGAUUCUUGUGAAGAAUCUUACUUGUUGUUCUUUGCAGAACUGAUUCAGGCAGUCUUUACUCAGUUACUUCUUGAUGCUCUUGUAAAAGUUUUAUCAUUUUGCUUAAUUGUGGGAAAUUGUAGCAAAUGCUCAAUACACAUGAGCAAAAACAAAGUAAAAAUUUGUACUAAUUUUGUCACUAAAUUUUAUUCUUGGGUUGAACUUUACUUUUCUUUCUUAGAAAUUUAUUGUUCUCUAUUAGCAUGGCCAUUUUAAAGAGAAAAAUGAAAAUUUCAACCAAAGAUUAAUUUGACCACAAAAACAUUAAUUUUUAAGGGGAAGCAUUCCUCUAGCAGGUAUUCCUACAUGCAAGUGUUUCUCUCCUAUGGAUGUAUUUAAAUUCUUGGAUUCUAGGAUUAUCUGAUGGAUUCUUUAGUCUUUAUUUGGAAGAAUCUAUGGGGAUACUUGUAAGUAUGUAUGCCAAGAAAUGGAAAAUUCUUAAUUCUAUUCAAUAAAUUUUUUUGUGUACAAGUAAAGGUACAUUGGUUGG